UCUAUAUAAAUUAUAUAUAACAUUAAUUUUCUUUCGGCCACCUAAAGGGUCCUUUUGAACCCGGUUUUGCUCGCUUUAUUUACACAUCCAGCUUAUUAUUAAAUUCCUCCUCAUUAUUAAUGUUCCUGUCAGGUGAAUAAAAUAAAUAAAUAAAUAAACAGUAAUUUUCAUCUUUACGAACGCGAAUAGUUAUGAACAUCUUGUUGAAAAUGAUUCCGGAGCUGAAGCACGCGUCGGUGCGUAUGAGAGACGGAGGACGAGUGGAGACCAUCAUCGAACACAUGCGGAGAGAAGGACCUAAUGCACUGCAGGUGAUUUCUGACUUCGACAUGACGCUCACUAGAUUUGCUCACAACGGGACACGCUGCCCUACCUCAUAUGGUAUUCUACACAGCAGCGCUGUCAUUAGCGAGGACUGUAAAGCCAAGAUGUCGGAUUUGUUUGAUCUUUAUUACCCUGUUGAGAUCAACAACUCGAUGUCGGUGGAGGAGAAAAUCCCUCACAUGGAGGAAUGGUCAGAGAUCACACCAUCAUUAACACCAUCUUCAGUCAGUAUUCUACACAGCAGCGCUGUCAUUAGCGAGGACUGUAAAGCCAAGGGUGUUGUGCGUGCAUUUAAGGGCGAUGUGAUCCACGCGUUUAAUAAAAGAGAGGGCGCUCUACAGAACACACAGCAGUUCGUACACGAUCGCAGCAACGUGCUGCUGCUGGGAGAUUCGCUGGGAGACCUGGACAUGGCCGACGGCGUGCAGGGCCUCCGCAACAUCCUGCGCAUCGGCUACCUCAGCGACAAGGUCGAGGAGAGGAGGGAGGCGUACGUCAGGUCUUAUGACAUCGUGCUGGAGAAGGACGAGACGCUGGACGUCCCAAACGCGAUACUUAAUUACAUCACAGCGGAGAAACGAGACCACGCGCCCGUCUGAAAGGUCACCCAGCCAAUGGGAAACCAGCAUCCCAGCCAGCGGCCAAUCAGGAUUAAGCUGGGGUUCGGAUCAUCUGUAAUGGCGUCUCUUUUAUUAUUUUUUCCCCUCAGAUUUUAUAUUAUUUUUUAUACAUUUUUAUAAAUUGGGUGAGUUUCUCAUAUCUAAACAUUUGAGAUAUUUUCACUCGUACAUUAAAACGUCCAUCUCCACUCUACGCUGUAAUCUCGUACAGGAGAUAAAUUCGUAUGUUAUUCACAACGGAACAUAGAAAACAUAUUAAAAUGUUUAAACUAAGGAAAUGGACCGUUUUAAAGGGAAAAUAAGGUCACUUUGAGUUUGAUGGCCGCAACAUGUCUCAAAAAGUCGGGACUGGGACAACGCAAGGCUCUUUUUAUACUCAAUCACGUUACUGACCUGUCGCCAGUUUACCUCCAGCUGUUUCUUUCCAGUAGCACUUUACUUUUCCAGCCUUUUGUUGCCUCUCAUUUGUGUAACAUAAAUUAUAAGAGAAUUAAAAUGUGUUUUUGACCUUGGAUACACUAAAACAUGGACCAACUGAAUAUUUUGCGCACAAAAAAAGAAUUCUGUACCUUUUUCAGCUGUACUUUUAUUUUAUUUAAAUCUCAUUUUAAGAACUUGCAUAUUGUCUUCUUUUUUAUUUUGUCUGAAGAAUCAGAAGCUCGUGAAUGUAAAAGAUGUGGCCGUGUUCUUGUUUUCCAUCAAUUCAGAUAAUCAGCGCCCCCUGCUGCCUUCCAGGUGAACUGCAACUACAGUAACGUAGUUAAGUAAGAGACCAAAACUAGAACAUUUAUUUAUUUAUUGAUUGAUUGAAGUUGUUUUGCAGCACAAACAAAAACCUGCACAGUUUAUACAAAGGAACAUUUCCCAGUUCACACCAAAGAGCUUUACUACAAAAUGGAAAAUAAAAUAAUAAUAAAAUAACGUCUGUCACAUCUUUCCAUGUGUACGGAAUGGAGAACGAAGGCCACAUUAUUUUCUUGUUUCCAAAAUACAAAUAAUACGUUUAAAAAAAACAGUGCAAGUCCACUUUAGAUGCUCUGAUAUUUUUCAUUUUUAGAAAAAAAGACAAAAU
Molecule: messenger RNA, 2016 nt
Organism: Ictalurus furcatus (blue catfish)
Lineage: Eukaryota; Metazoa; Chordata; Actinopteri; Siluriformes; Ictaluridae
Product: 7-methylguanosine phosphate-specific 5'-nucleotidase-like
Exons: 8
Coding region: 192-923 (243 amino acids)
Cellular component (GO): cytoplasm
Molecular function (GO): 5'-nucleotidase activity; magnesium ion binding
Source: RefSeq, a predicted model, not a curated record